ACGUCAGCGCGGCGCGCCGGGUGCGAGCCGGCUCCCUGGAGACGCCGCGGCGAUCGCGAACUCCGCGUCUGACAGAACCUAGAUCGCCGGGGCCUUCCAGUUCCAGCUGUGAUGGACAAUGCCCGCGAGUCUCCUACGGACAAGGGCGGGGAGGCGGCAGAGUCAGAGGAGACGGCCGCCGCGCUGGGGGGCGCGGGGACGACGGACGCGGACGGCAUCCCGGAGGAGACGGACGGUGAUGGAGACACGGACUUGAAAGAGGCUGCGGCCGAGGAGGGCGAGCUCAAGAGUCAGGAUGCCUCAGAUUUAACGGCAGCCGAAAGAGAAGACUCAUUGCUUCCUCCUGCAGCUAAAAAGCAGAAAAUAGACACCAAAGAAAAGAAGGAGAAGAAGCAGAAAGUGGAUGAAGAUGAGAUUCAGAAGAUGCAAAUCCUGGUUUCUUCCUUCUCGGAGGAGCAGCUGAACCGUUAUGAAAUGUAUCGCCGGUCAGCUUUCCCGAAGGCAGCCAUUAAAAGGCUGAUUCAGUCCAUUACCGGGACCUCAGUGUCUCAGAACGUUGUUAUUGCCAUGUCUGGUAUUUCCAAGGUCUUCGUCGGGGAGGUAGUGGAAGAAGCACUGGAUGUGUGUGAGAAGUGGGGAGAAAUGCCACCACUACAACCCAAACACAUGAGGGAGGCCGUUCGGCGACUAAAGUCAAAAGGACAGAUCCCCAACUCGAAGCACAAAAAAAUCAUCUUCUUCUAGACCAAAGCCUAGAAGAGGCUGGUUUAAUGAUGGAAGAAAUAACUGGCUGCAGCUUCUGUUACUGCAGCUGUCUGCAUUGGUGCUGCAGUACUCAGUCCGGCGAUUAC
Messenger RNA from Ochotona princeps (American pika), 851 nucleotides. It is a transcript of the gene TAF11, whose product is annotated as TATA-box binding protein associated factor 11. The coding region runs from base 112 to 744 and encodes 210 amino acids. Gene Ontology annotation, cellular component: nucleus; transcription factor TFIID complex. NCBI's taxonomy places the organism in Eukaryota, Metazoa, Chordata, Mammalia, Lagomorpha, Ochotonidae. The record is from RefSeq and is a predicted model, not a curated record. The transcript is spliced from 5 exons. Gene Ontology annotation, biological process: transcription initiation at RNA polymerase II promoter; RNA polymerase II preinitiation complex assembly. Gene Ontology annotation, molecular function: protein heterodimerization activity; transcription coactivator activity.